Molecule: messenger RNA, 402 nt
Organism: Coccinella septempunctata (seven-spotted ladybird)
Lineage: Eukaryota; Metazoa; Arthropoda; Insecta; Coleoptera; Coccinellidae
Product: kunitz-type serine protease inhibitor A-like
Exons: 2
Coding region: 87-332 (81 amino acids)
Molecular function (GO): serine-type endopeptidase inhibitor activity
Source: RefSeq, a predicted model, not a curated record
AUUUCAUGUUGAGUUAUAUUAACUAGCUGGAUUACAGCAGUCCAAUGCCAAUAACUUGCAAAUACAACAGUUUCUAAGGACAUAUAAUGCCGAAUCUCUAUAUUUCGUUAACGCUUAUUUGUAUUUUGUGCAAUUUUUCGAAAUCCGAGUUCACUAAAGAAGAUUGCAAAGCUGAUUAUGAACACGGAACAGAACGUUGCUUAAAAAGGGAGCCUGUUUGGAACUACAUACUGGGGGAAUGCCGAGAAAUUGGUUACGGUAGAUGUGAAAAUGCGAAUGAUUAUGCAACAAAGGAAGAAUGUGAGAAGGUUGCUAAGGAAGUUUGUGGAUAGAUUGAUUUUUUCUUUGUCUUCGAAAUAUAAGGUGGAUAUUUGUCUCGAAUAAAAAAAUUCUCUCCCACGA